GUCGGAAUAUUUCAUUUCAAGUGACCACAAGUGUUUUUCCUUUGUUCGACUCACGGUUCCGACGUCAAAAGUGUUGAACGAAAGAACAUGAUCGUUGACGCGGUUCAAGAAAGAGAGAAUGAGUUUAGUGAGCACGGAAAUUGCGACGGUCCUGAGGCUCUGUACAUCAAGCUGAUCUCGAGCGACGGACACGAGUUUGUCGUCAAGCGCGAGAACGCCUUGAUGUCGGGCACAAUCAAAGCUAUGUUGAGCGGACCCGGUCAGUUUGCGGAAAAUGAAACAAACGAAAUUCACUUCAGGGAGAUACCCUCGCACGUGUUGCACAAUGUCUGUAUGUACUUCACAUACAAAGCUCGUUAUUCAAACAGUUCGUCUGAAAUACCAGAGUUUACUAUCAAGCCACAAAUCGCUUUGGAACUACUGAUGGCUGCCAACUUUUUAGACUGUUAACUGCGUUCGACAACAGAAUAUUACUAAUUUGCAUCAUCAUAAUAAUAAUAAGACUUAUAUAACCGUCAUAAGUACCUAUAUCCAACUUUUAAAAACAAUUUUUUUAACUCAACAUUAAUACUAACAACCAUACAAAAUUGUAAUAUUGAAAUGUAUACAUCAAAUAUUAUUAUAGUUUAUAUUUUAUAAUGCUCAAGUUUAAUUUUAAAAUAUGUACUCAAAGUAUCUAUUUUCCUAAGUAAAAAUAUAAAUAAGUUUGUUUAAUAAUAA
This is a messenger RNA of Acyrthosiphon pisum (pea aphid), 720 nucleotides long. RefSeq names its product elongin C-like. The record is from RefSeq and is marked provisional. Gene Ontology annotation, biological process: ubiquitin-dependent protein catabolic process. Lineage: Eukaryota; Metazoa; Arthropoda; Insecta; Hemiptera; Aphididae.